Naegleria fowleri is the source of this 1950-nucleotide messenger RNA. RefSeq lists its product as uncharacterized. The transcript has a single exon. The record is from RefSeq and is a predicted model, not a curated record. NCBI's taxonomy places the organism in Eukaryota, Heterolobosea, Eutetramitea, Acrasida, Naegleriidae. Gene Ontology annotation, cellular component: endomembrane system; membrane. The coding region runs from base 1 to 1950 and encodes 649 amino acids.
AUGCCUGAAGCGACACCCAACAAUCAACCACAACCAACGAGCAACGAAAAUAAUGGAUCAGGCUUUAGCUUUUCAUCAAUUCUAACCACAUUGCUUCGAGUAUUUGUUAUAUUCACUCUUCUGAGAGCAGCGGGACUCUUUGGAAGUAAACAACAAACAGAAACAACCUCGUUAAAAGAAAGCAUCCCAUCACCUCCGAUGGGUAAUGUUGUGGCAUAUGCUGCCUUUCCUAAAUCAUGUGCCAUGAUUUUGAGUUUAUAUGUUUCAUCUGAACGAGAUCGAAAGCUCAUGCGAAAAGUAUUCGAUCAUGAACUUUCAGAACCUACAUUCAAAGUUGAAAAGAUUUGGCAACAACGAAUUUUUUAUAAUGAUGAUGAAAGUAACAAGAGAACUUUACAUUUAGAAUUUAAUAAUCAGUCAACAACCCUAACUCCAUUCUAUGAUAGUUUGAUCCACAAUGAAACUGUUUAUGUUCAUGGAUUUUUACAAGAGGAAAAGAAUCAAAAGAAGGAACGUGUGUUACAUUUUGUGCAUCCUCUAAAUAAGUAUUUACAAGUGAAAAAGAGCAAAAAGAGAAAUUUGUUGUUUGACUCGGAGGCGAAAAAUAUGUCACUACAGUCUAAUCACACCAUUGAAGAAGAAGGUGAUAGGUUUGUCUCCCACUAUGUACCAACCAAAUAUUUAACUUUGGUUGAUUUACAUGAUGCAAUGCCACUUGGUUCAUUGCCUGCUCAUUUUGUCAAUUCUCUGCAAUUGUUACCUGUUCAUGGAAAGACCAAAUUCUAUUAUCCAGUGCUUUACUUUAAUGAGUUUUGGACCAUUAGAGAACAUUAUGUGCCAUUGAAUGGCUCACUUGCUUCUAUUCCUUUGACUAUUGAAUUGUCAGUUACAUCAGCUUAUAAAUGGCAAUUUUUCCUUCAAAUGGAAGAGUCUUUGAAGAUGCAAAAACAACUAGGUUCUGAAGAGGAAGAACAAGAUGAGAUUAAGAGAAUGCUUUUUGAAACUAAUCCAUACUUACUUGCUGUGACAAUAAUUGUUUCUAUUUUACAUAGCAUUUUUGACUUUUUAGCAUUCAAAAACGACAUUCAAUUUUACAAAAACCAAAAAAGCAUGGAAGGGCUAUCGAUUAGAUCAAUAUUUGUGAAUUGUUUCUUUCAAACCGUAAUUUUCCUCUAUUUAUUUGACAAUGACACAUCAUGGAUGGUACUCAUAAGUAACGGUAUUGGAUUGCUUAUUGAAUAUUGGAAGGUUACUAAAGUAGUAGACAUCAAGUUCAAGAGAUCAUCAACAUUCCCCUAUUUCCUUGAUUUUUCUCAUAAAUCAAGCUAUGUAAACAGCAAAACGAAAGAACAUGAUGAUGAGGCUCUCAGAUAUCUUUCCUACGUGUUUUAUCCAUUGAUUUUGGGAUAUGCUGUUUAUGCCUUGUUUAACCAUGAAUUUAAGUCAUGGUACAGUUUUAUUCUCUCUACCAUAGUUGGAUUCAUAUACAUGUUUGGAUUCUUGAAUUCAAUACCUCAGGUUUACGUCAACUACAAGCUUAAAUCAGUUGCUGCAAUGCCUUGGAGAGCUUUCACAUAUAAGGCAUUGAAUACUUUUAUUGAUGACCUCUUUGCAUUUGUUAUCAAAAUGCCAACACUGCACAGAAUUGCUUGUUUCCGUGAUGAUGUAAUUUUCUUUAUAUAUUUGUAUCAAAGAUGGAUUUAUCCAGUUGAUCCAAAGAGAGUCAAUGAAUUUGGACAAACAGGAGAGAACUCUCAUACUUCUCAAGAGGCCUCUCAAGAGACUACAACUGCAGAUAAUCAAACACUUGAACAUGUGACAGAAGACACAACAGAAAACGAACCCACCACGGAUAUCCCUAACGCCCUUGUUCACAGAAAAGCAGGUACAAAACAAUCUAGUCCAACAACGGUCGUUGAAGAGCACAGUAACAAAGAAAAAGAGGAAUAA